Colletotrichum destructivum is the source of this 1165-nucleotide messenger RNA. Its product is annotated as Putative armadillo-like helical, nucleotide exchange factor Fes1. Bases 520 to 1164 code for a protein of 214 amino acids. Gene Ontology annotation, molecular function: adenyl-nucleotide exchange factor activity. Lineage: Eukaryota; Fungi; Ascomycota; Sordariomycetes; Glomerellales; Glomerellaceae. The transcript has a single exon. The record is from RefSeq and is a predicted model, not a curated record. Gene Ontology annotation, cellular component: endoplasmic reticulum.
CUCGAAAGAGACCGAGACUCCCGCGUGUCCCUCAAGCCUCAAGGGUUCCAAUUCAAUACCAAUUUCAACUGGCCGACAGUUUGCCAACUCAGAGACCAUUCGACGAUCCCAUUGUUGGGCAGACAAGACGGCUCGUCACUACCCAAGUUUCAACCUCGAGCUGCAUAAACGCGCAUUGAGCUGGCCCUGAUCAGGGCUCUCACGUGAGAUGUGCGCUAAACUGUUUCGAGUACUGGCAGGCUUCUUGAAGGUUCCAGAAAAGGGUAGCAAAUCAGUGUAGCCAGUCAGCGCUGUGGAUAGGCAGUGAAUGAUGGAGAACUUUUUUGGUGUUGAUGAGACUCAAAGCGACAGUGAACGACGGAUUGAAAAAGUACCAAAUCAAACAACACCAGCAUCGUAUACGUCGAGAUCAUCAUCUCAGCUUAGCAACACUGUCACUCAUUAUUGCCAGCGAACUCAAUACCGUUAAAGAAAAAAUAUCCAAUUCACAUCAACACCAUACUCAUCACAUCCUAGAUCAUGGACAAGAACCUCAACGACCUCCUCAAAUGGAGCAUUGAGAACGGCUCAGCAAGCCAAAACGGCGAGGCAGCCCCUACAGCAGCCCCCGCUAGCAACCUCAACCCCGAAGCCAUCGCCGCCCUCUUCGGCAGCGGCCCUAGCGACGCCGAGCUAAUGAAGCUCUCCAUGGAGGCCAUCACUUCGGCGGACCCGGAGAUAACGCUCGAGAACAAGCUCAUUGCCUUUGACAACUUUGAGCAGCUCAUCGAAAACCUCGACAACGCUAACAACAUCGCCAAGUUGUCCCUCUGGACCCCGCUGCUCGGCUGUCUUGACCACGAGGAGGACGAGAUACGCCGCAUGGCCGCCUGGUGCGUCGGCACCGCCGUGCAGAACAAUCAGCCCAGCCAGGAGCGCCUGUUGGCCGUCGGCGGCAUCCUGCCGCUACUGACGCUGGCGAUCAAGGACGGUGAGAAGGAGGCCGUGCGAAGGAAGGCCAUCUACGCCCUCAGCUCCGCUGUGCGGAACUACCAGCCCGCCAUGAACGUCCUCACGGACGAGCUAGAGAAGAAGGGCAUUCGCUCCGGCAAGGUCGAUGCCGAGAACAUGGAUAACGUUGACGAGGUCAUGAACGAACUCAAGGCAAAGAUCACGGCGGCAUGAA